AUGGCUAGUGCAAUCAAGAUUCCCCCUGGAAUUCGCCUCUUCAACAAGAUCGCAGACUUUAGACAAUGGAGACGCGAAAUUUUGCUGGACCGCAAGACACUGGGUUAUGUACCCACUAUGGGUGCUCUUCACAAGGGUCAUUUAGCAUUAGUUUCAACGGCCAAGUCACACUGUGACCAUGUCGCACUGACUAUCUUUGUCAACCCAGCUCAAUUUGCACCUCAUGAAGACCUUUCGAGUUACCCACGUACUUUGCAAGCCGAUUUAGACAAAUUAGCUUCUCUGGGUCCCGGAGUCGCUUCUGCUGUACUAGUGCCCCAAGUAGAAGAAAUGUACCCAGCCGGGAUUGACUUGGAUGUCUCUAAGCAAAAGGGUACCUUUGUAGAAGUCAAAGGAAUUUCUGAGAUUCUUGAAGGAAAGACUCGACCGGCUUUCUUCCGAGGUGUUACGACUGUGGUUUCUAAAUUCUUUAAUAUUGUCCAGCCUGAUAAUGCAUUCUUUGGCCAAAAGGAUAUCCAACAGUGUUAUGUGAUUAAGUCCAUGAUCCGGGAUAUGCAUUUCCCUAUCAAGCUGGAAAUCUGCCCUACGACACGCGAAGAGGAUGGCCUAGCAAUGUCAUCUCGCAAUACCUAUCUAACCCCUUCUCAGCGUGCUCAUGCACUUGUACUGUACAAUGCCCUCAAGAAGAUGGAAAAGCUUUAUGCAGCAGGGGAGCAUAAUGUAUCAUCCUUAAUCAAGGCAGCCCAUGCAGUUGUAGAAGAAGAACGUCAAAAGGUUAAAAAACUCAACGAGGGCUGGGAGAUCAAGUUGGAUUACAUCAGUAUCAAUGACAAGUCUGAUCUCUCGGAGGUUGGAGAUAAGCUUAAGGAGGGAGGCUGUGUGAUGAGUGGAGCUGUGUAUGUAGGCAAGACUCGCCUGAUUGAUAACUUGUUAGUGAACUAAAAAAAUGAAAUGAAAACAAUACUCAAACAAAUAGAAUGAAAGGUAGAAAGCAAGCCAUAAAGUGCCUUGUAGUCUAAGUUAUUUUUGAAU
Phycomyces blakesleeanus NRRL 1555(-) is the source of this 1032-nucleotide messenger RNA. RefSeq lists its product as hypothetical. Gene Ontology annotation, biological process: pantothenate biosynthetic process. Gene Ontology annotation, molecular function: pantoate-beta-alanine ligase activity. Lineage: Eukaryota; Fungi; Mucoromycota; Mucoromycetes; Mucorales; Phycomycetaceae. The coding region runs from base 1 to 942 and encodes 313 amino acids. The transcript has 5 exons. The record is from RefSeq and is a predicted model, not a curated record.